Dentiscutata erythropus is the source of this 1059-nucleotide messenger RNA. Lineage: Eukaryota; Fungi; Glomeromycota; Glomeromycetes; Diversisporales; Gigasporaceae. The record is from the annotation of a GenBank genome assembly.
AUGUCAACCGAUAUUAUUUCUGUGGACAAAGAAGACCUUCCGCCAACUGUUCAAAGUCCAAAUAAAAACGAGGUUCUAGUUGAACCAGAUCAAAAACAAGAUCAAUGGAAAAUAGGUGAAGCUAUAAAUCUUAUAGUCGGUGCUGGAAUUUUUAUAGCACCCGGUAGCACUUGGAGACUUGUUCAAUCACCAGGAGCUGCUUUAAUACUUUGGAUUAUUGGUGGCGUUAUUAAUUUGUAUGGUUUUCUUGUUUGGAGAUUAAGUGAAAAAGGACCAUUUGAAUCAACAGCAUAUGGAUUUGCAUUCAACAAUCAACUAUUUAGAUUUUUAUUUGGUUUCGCUACAGUAAAUAUUAUUAUACCCGCCGCAAUUAUAGCAAAUUCCUUCAUUGCUUCUAAAUAUCUGCUUUAUGCAAUUCAAGGAGCUGACGGUGAAGAAUUUAAUCAUUAUGGCAAAGAUUUUGGUUCAUAUUUUGGCAAUGAUUUUAUUGCAUUACGUCUUAUAGCAGUUGCUCUUUUGGGGAUCAUUACUGCAUAUCACAUGUUAGCUAUUAGAAGCAAACAUGUUAGCUAUGCAGUCUGCUUAAAUCAAGUAUUAGUUGUGUUCAAGGUUGUUUCCCUACUUGUUUUGUCUCUCUAUGGCUUAUUAAAAGCAAACGACCCUAGUUUUAGUUCCUCGAUUAAAAAUAAUUGGAAUGGAGCGUUCAAUCAUACACUAUCUAACAACUAUUCAUAUCCAAGAACUGCUUCCGAAUCUAUUGGAGGUUAUGGCAAUGCUUUGUUACAAGUAUAUUCAUCUAUUGAAUUGAGAGAGGAAUGUGCAUAUCGGAAAUAUUCAGCACUUGUUAGAGUUUGCGUUUCUUUUAUACUUUAUAUUCUUGUAAAUGUUGCUUUUAUAUCAAUAGUUGAUCCAAAAGUUGUAGCAGAUCCAAACAACGCUAAUGAAAGUAUUGCAAUCGAUUAUGGAAUAAGAUUAUUUGGUGAUUUUGGAAGAAAAUAUAUGUCAUAUCUUAUUGCAAUUUCCUCCUUUAGUUCUAUGGAUUCGAUGGUUUUGUUGUAA